Molecule: messenger RNA, 1911 nt
Organism: Micromonas commoda
Lineage: Eukaryota; Viridiplantae; Chlorophyta; Mamiellophyceae; Mamiellales; Mamiellaceae
Product: ATP-binding cassette superfamily
Exons: 1
Coding region: 1-1911 (636 amino acids)
Cellular component (GO): membrane
Molecular function (GO): ATP binding; ATP hydrolysis activity; ABC-type transporter activity
Source: RefSeq, a predicted model, not a curated record
AUGUCGAAAAUGGCGGUGGGCGAUAUGCGCCCCACGGACCAUGGCGUUGUGUUGCAAUGGCGCGACAUCACGUACAGCGUGACCAAGAAGAAGAAGGAUGGCACUCUCGACACCCGGGUGAUCCUGAACGCGAUUUCCGGAGACACGAGCGGAGGGAGCCUUUUGGCUUUGAUGGGGCCCUCGGGCUCGGGGAAGACAUCGCUCCUCAACGCCUUGGCCUUCCGCGUGCCCAAGGGACCCGGCGCCAUGAUCACAGGCGCCAUCUACGCGGACGGUAAGCUGGUGGAGACCCCGUCGCAGAUGGCCAGGAUGAGCGCGUACGUCGAGCAGGAAGAUGCCCUCUUCGCGCUCAGCACGGUGCGGGAGACUCUCAUGUUCGCCGCGCAGCUACGCCUGUCCAAGGACAUGCCCUUGGAGGAGAAGGAACAGGAGGUCAACAACGUCAUCGCCGACCUCGGCCUAGUCGCAGCUGCGGAUACCAUCGUCGGAAAUGAGCAGAUCCGCGGCAUUUCCGGUGGCGAGCGCAAGAGGGUCGCGAUCGGCAUGGACCUCCUUCACGACCCGAGGCUCAUCUUCAUGGACGAGCCCACGUCCGGUCUCGACGCCUUCCAGGCCCUCAACGUCAUGACCGCGCUCAAGGACCUCGCCAUCGAGAAGGGUCGGACCAUCAUCGCGUCCGUGCACCAACCCAGGUCCAGCAUCUACGCCCUCAUCGACCAGCUCGUGCUCCUCAGCGGCGGUCGACUCGUGUACGCGGGAGCCGGGCAAGGCGCGUGCUCGGCGCACUUUGCCGCGUUGGGCGAACCCGUGCCGAAGGACUUCAACCCCGCGGACCACUUCCUCGACAUCAUCUCCGUGGAUUAUCGCACGCCCAAGCUGACGGAAUCGACGAUGGAGCGCAUCGAGAAGCUGGCGAAGGGCGUCGCGCGGGAGGAGGUGCCGAUCAUCAAGCUAGGGCUCGACAACGCGCCGGCUGGGGCGGGCGACGACAAGGGCUUGGUGAUGGGUUUCACGUCGAGCGGGCGGGCCGAGGCGGAGCAAAACUCGAAAGACGCGAGCAGGUUUUGGAUUCCGUUCAAGCUUCUGCUGGCGAGGACGUGGAGGGAGCAGACGAGGGACACGGCGACGCUCACCAUCAAGUACGUCAUGCAGACAUUCUUUUCGCUGCUCUUCGGCGUCGUGUACCUGCGGAUGGCGCGCGACCAGACCAGCAUCCAGGACCGCACCGGGAUCCUCUUCUUCCAGGCGAUGAACCAAGCGUUCGGAUCCGCCAUCGGCAUCUCGAAGAUCAUCCCGCAGCAGCUCAAGGUUGUCAGCAGGGAGCGCGCGGCGAGGAUGUACACGCCGCUGCCCUACUACGUUUCCACCUUUUUGGUCACGCUGCCGCUGGAGCUCAUACCCGGCGUCGUUUACGGCACGGUCAUCUAUUACAUGACCGGCCUGCGCGAGGGGGUUGGCCACUACCUCAUCUUCCUCGCGGUGAUGACCCUCGAGAACUUCGCGGGCAUCGGGCUCGGCAUGUGCCUGUCGGCGAGUUUCACGUCGGUGGAGAUGGCGCCGCAGCUCGCGCCCGCCUUCGUCAUCCUGUUUCUCAUGUUUAGCGGUUUCUUCCUCAACGAGUCGAACGUCCCGGUCUGGCUCAUCUGGCUCAGGGAGAUUUCUUUCAUCCGCUACGCCUUCCAGGCGCUGUGCGUGAACGAGUUCAAGGGUGCGGAGUUCUCGUGCGACGGGUCCACGGGUUCGUGCGUGGACGGCGACGAGCACCUCGAGCGGCUCAAGUUUGACGACAUCACCAUCGGCGGAAACUGCGGCAUCCUCGCGGGGAUGAUCCUCGGCUUCAACCUGCUGGCGCUCGGGAUCGUCUACUACCGCCAGCCGAAGUAUCUGGCGCUCGAGAAGAAGACACAGUGA